UAAUGCCAACAAUAACUGUAUUCGAAAUAAUUGAAUGUUUUCAUCAAGCUCAAAAGAUUUGUCCGUGUCCUGUUAUUUUUGCUGUUAAUUGGCAAAUAUUAUAUGGAAAGUAUGCAACAUUAGCUACAACUUAUUUAAGAAAAAUAGUUGAUCAACGUCAUAAAGAGAUGAAAUUUGAUCAAAUAUCAUCAUCAUCAUCAUCAGAAAAAAAUAAUUCAACUGAGUCUAGUAUGAAUAAGAAAGAAACAAUUAUUGAACGAACUCAAUCAGCUGUUGCACGAUUAUUAGGUGCAGCUAGUGUUGAUCGUAUAGUUAUUGAUCGUUCACUUGUUAGUCAAGGUAUGGAUUCAUUAGCUGCUGUUUCAUUAUAUAAUUGGUUAGGUCAAGAAACCGGUAUUUAUAUACCACUAGCUGAUCUUCUUCAAGGACUUUCAGUUGAAAAAAUUGGAACACUCGUUUAUAAUAAACUUAAUGAAAAAGAACAAACAAAAUCAUCAGCUGCAAAAGAACAAGAUUUAGAUUUUGAGUUGAUUAAUGAAAAUGAAGUUCAAUAUUCUAAUACAUCAACAUAUACAGGUUUAGAAAAUAUCAUUUGUCUACAUCGAUCAAAUCAAAAUAAUACUUCAACUCUUUUUUGUAUUACUCAAAUAUCAAAUGAUAAUAAUAAUGAAGAUUUAUUUACAUUUUUUACUGAUAAAUUAUCUAAUGAAAAAGAUGAAACAUCAUCAAAUGAUAUCUAUGCUUUACAAAUACCAACAAUAACAUCAUCAUCAUCAUCAUCAUCUAUAUUUACAUAUGCUCAAAGUCUUAUUACACAAAUGCGUCGUAUUCAACCAUGUGGAUCUUAUCAAAUAGUAGCUAUUCGAAACCAACCAGAAGAAACUAUUGCUCAUGAAAUGUUGAAACAACUCAAAACACAUUCACUCAUUACUAAUACGCAAUUACAUCUUUUAGAUACUCACAACUAA
Molecule: messenger RNA, 968 nt
Organism: Adineta steineri
Lineage: Eukaryota; Metazoa; Rotifera; Eurotatoria; Adinetida; Adinetidae
Source: the annotation of a GenBank genome assembly